Molecule: messenger RNA, 231 nt
Organism: Colletotrichum truncatum
Lineage: Eukaryota; Fungi; Ascomycota; Sordariomycetes; Glomerellales; Glomerellaceae
Source: RefSeq, a predicted model, not a curated record
AUGUCUAAAACAGAAGUUUGGGACAAGUACAUCUUGCCAGUCAUCGGUGCCUUGCUGGUCAUCCAAGUGGCCUACUGGAUGUCUUGCGACUACAAAUACCUCGAACACCAGAUCUACAAUCCCGAGGAUGGCACCAUCAUCGAAGACACUCAGGCUCCCCCAGAAAUCCCAGUCCCUGAGAAGAAAUCGUCUCGUCUCUUCCAAAGCCAGUCCUUUAUCGGUUCCGGAUGA